Molecule: messenger RNA, 1475 nt
Organism: Budorcas taxicolor (takin)
Lineage: Eukaryota; Metazoa; Chordata; Mammalia; Artiodactyla; Bovidae
Gene: PHF7
Product: PHD finger protein 7
Exons: 11
Coding region: 327-1475 (382 amino acids)
Cellular component (GO): nucleus
Source: RefSeq, a predicted model, not a curated record
AACACGCUUCUUUAGUUUUAAUUUUUUCAACAAGUUUUAUCCAGCACUUACCCAGCGAAACAACUUGAUAACCGGUUCAAGGGAGCAUCCGCUCGGUUAGGAAACGUCGAACUGAGCAGCUUGUGGAAGCCAGCGUUUGCAACGUCCUCCUCACAUGCUUUGAAGACCCCUGCGUCUUCCUGUAACUACCAGUGUGCACAGAAUCUAACUCAAGGAACGUCUUGGUCCAGCGAUGCAAACAACUGAAGUUUUAAGCUGGAAGAGCCUGUAUUGUCCUCGUUAUAGUAUAGAAGAGUUCAAGAUAGAAGAGAGAGAGGCAGCAGCGAAUGAAGUCUAUAAAAGAAAAGAAGAAGGAACAUCACAGAUUGAGAAAAUCUGCCAAGACAAAGAGGGUAACCCAGAGGAAGCGUUCUUCAGGGCCUGUUUGCCGGCUAUGCCUUCGAGAACCUGGGGAUCCCGAAAAAUUAGGGGAAUUUCUCCAGAAGGACAAUCUCAGCGUGCAUUAUUUCUGUCUUAUCCUAUCUAGCAAGCUGCUUCAGAGGGGCCAAUCCAACAGAGGUUUCCAUGGAUUCCUACCUGAAGACAUCAGAAAGGAGGCAGCCCGGGCCUCUAGGAAGAUCUGCUUUGUGUGCAAGAGAAAGGGAGCUGCCAUCAACUGCCAGAAGGACCAAUGUGUCAGAAACUUCCAUCUUCCUUGUGGCCUAGAAAGGGGUUGCCUUUCACAAUUUUUUGGAGAGUACAAAUCAUUUUGUGGGAAACAUCGCCCUACACAGAACAUCCGACGCAGGAACGUUGGGGAGGAAAGCUGUAUCUUGUGUUGUGAAGACUUAUCCCAAAUAAGUGUUGAAAACAUCCAGAGCCCAUGCUGUAGCCAAACUAUCUACCACCGGAAGUGCAUACAGAAAUAUGCCCACACAUCAGCAAAGCAUUUCUUCAAAUGUCCACAGUGCAACAAUCGAGACGAGUUUCCUCAAGAAAUGCUAAGAAUGGGAAUUCAUAUUCCAGACAGAGAUGCUGCCUGGGAACUCGAGCCAGGGGCUUUCUCAGAGUUGUAUCAGCGCUAUCAGCAUUGUGACGCCCCCAUCUGUCUGUAUGAACGAGGCAGAGACAGCUCUGAGGAAGAAGGGAAGUGGCGCAUCAUUCUGUGUGCUACAUGCGGAUCCCAUGGAACCCAUAGGAACUGCUCCUCUCUCAGAUCCAACUGUAAGAAAUGGGAGUGCAUGGAGUGUGCGCCUGCUGCCAGAGCCAUAGAGUGCACACUUGAAGACUCAGGUGACAUCCCCUGUUGCAGCAGCACCUGCCUCUCCAGGGGACAUUUCUACAGAGACACCAGGCUGGAAGAGAAUCCGGGCCCUUCUUGGACCAGUUGGCCAGGAUCCUCCUUAUUAGAAAACCCAGAGUCCUCUGAUCCCAGGAGCCAUUCCUGGGAAUCGAAGGGUGUCACAAUCUCUAAGAGCUGCAAAAAAUCCGAGUAA